AUGGCUGUAAGAUUUGGCCUUGUGCAAAAAGAGAAUGGUUCGAGAGUUCCUUUGGAGAGCAUCAAGAUUAAAGUCGACGUGCAGGGUUUUACAGCACACGUGUUGGCAACGAUGAAAUACUCGAACAAGGAGAGCAAUCCCAUUGAAGCAAUUUUUAUUUUUCCUCUGGAUGAACAGGCAGCUGUGUGUGGAUUCCAAGCUACAAUCGAUGGUCGAACCAUCGUGGCAGAGGUUCAAGAGAAGCAAGAAGCUCAAGAUACCUAUGACGAUGCCAUUAGCAGCGGUCACAGCGCGUUUCUGCUGGAAGAGAGCGACGAAAGCUCGGACAUUUUUCAGAUUAGCGUUGGAAACUUACCGCCGGAGAAGGAGGCUGUCGUCGAGCUGCGGUUCGUGACAGAGCUUGCCGUCGAACCCGAAGGUCGAGUCGUGUUUGUACUGCCAACGGUGUUAAAUCCCAGGUACACUCCUCAAGACAGUGCCCCUAGUCUUAGCGCACAAGUUCCACGAGUAGCCGCCGUUUCAUCGCCAUACGCGUUCGAGUUUGAGAUGAAAGUGAAAGCUAUUUCCUCCAUCAGUGAGAUUUCUUCUUCGUCUAACACUUUGAAGGUCGAGAUAAACGAGAGCGAUGCAACGCAAGCCAAUAUAACGCUCGCGGAAGCGCACAAGUUUGACAAAGACGUGGAGAUACACAUUUUGACGAGAGAACCUUUCAAACCGCAAGCAAUCGUAGAGAGAGGAGUGAAAACAGAAGGAACGGAAGACGAGGAAGGAUUCAUGGGAAGUCCUGUCGUCAUGCUGAAUUUUUUCCCAGAAUUCAAAACCUCAGAGUCGUCGGAAAAGGGCGAAUUUGUGUUUGUGGUUGAUCGCAGUGGAAGCAUGAGUGGAAGCAAGAAUGACAGCGCUCGCGAAACACUCCUGCUAUUCCUUAAGAGUCUGCCGGACGGUUGUCAUUUCAAUGUUGUCGGUUUUGGAAGCAGCUACAAGACACUGUUCGAUAAAAGUGUACUGUACAAUGAUGAGAAUUUAAAGAAAGCCACCGAUCUUGCUGGGAGCAUGAAAGCCGAUCUCGGAGGAACCGAAAUCCUUUCCCCUUUGCAGUGGGUGUUUUCUAAGCCCCUGGUUAAAGGUCACCCAAGACAGCUGUUUCUCCUGACCGAUGGUGAGGUUGGAAAUACUCAGCAGGUUAUAAGUUUGGUCCAAAAGCACUCCAACAGCGCCAGGUAUGUAUUUUUGUUCUUUUUUAUUUGAAAUGUUCUUGUGUUUGCUUCUUUGGAAAUGUGUUAUCUCCAUAUUUCACAAUAUUAAUUUGUAGUGAUUCUAUGUAGAAUUUUGAUUGUUUCUAAUUUUUCAGUGCAUUAACAUAAGCAGCAGAGUGGGGGGGAGGGGGAGGAGGUGGGAUGGGAUACAGGGAGACUACAGCCCCCUCAAGUGCAGAAAAGAGCAGUUCUGCCCCCCCCCUCUCCCACACACAUUUAAGUGCCAAUGAUAUUACCAGAGCAGCAUAACAUUAGUUUGACAAACAUUCAGUCUUGUUGUCUUUUCAAAUCAUUUCAUCAGGAUCAUGCUUGGCAAAAUUAUAUGUGGUUGGACUUUUUUAUUUGAAUGAAAAGCUCUGGCUUGUGUGCAAGAAGCAAAAACAAUCAGGGGAGGAAAAAUAAUAGGCAGAGUAUAUACUUGGUUUAGUACACAGGAUGCACCCUGCUCCCCUCCCCUUCCCCCCCCCCACCCAUAUACCUCAGCGCACUUUGCAAUGUGUUUUAAUCUUUAAUUGCGAGUUUUAGGCCAACAGUAUAAUCUGUACCUUACCUGGAAAACAUAGGAAUUAGUACAUGUAGGUCUGUUAGAGAUUUUAUGUAUGUAGUAUUAGGCAUUUAAGAUCUUUUUUCCCUUGGGAGCAGGGCUAUUUUGUUUUCCCAUCAUGAGUCCUAACCCUUUAACUCCCAAGAUCUUAUUAUUGAUUCUCCUUAGUGUCUCCCAUAUAAUUCAUAUGAUGUUAGUUUGGAGAAUUUGAAAUUGGAUCAACAAAUAAUCCACUAAUUGAUGUUUUUCUUUAUUCUCAUUAUUUGUCUGCUUGAUAUUGUACUGAUACUGUAAGGAGAAAUUCUUUCUAGGUCACUAGUGGGACUUAAAGGGUUUAAAUUACAUCAUCCUGCAUGAAUUCUUGGUAUUUGGUGUAAAGACUUUUGUUAUUACAGGUGUAUUGAUAUCUCAUAGUGAAAAAAAAUUGGUUUUAUCAGUACCUCUCUAUAUCAAUGAUUUUUCCCAGCUAGAGGGUCGUAGGGAUAAUCUGCUACACUCCUGCAGAAUGACCUUCUGGUUCCUGUCAGAGGGCAUAGUCUCUCACUUUUUGGCAAUCAGUUGUAAAGAAAUAAACUGUGGGAGUGUUGAAAAUUUUAAUGAAAAUUUGUGGGGAAUACUGGAAAAUAAACACAUUUUGGACUUGUAAUAUAAGGCCUACCCUUUUCCCAACAAAUUUUCCUCUUGACUUGAUUCUGAAGAAGAGUAUUUUCUCAUGAUUCAAUUGUGUUCAAUUAUUGUAGGUGUUUUACAUUUGGCAUUGGGGCUGGUGCAUCAACUGCACUCGUCAAAGGAGUUGCCAGAGUGGGGAAGGGGACUGCAGAGUUUGUCACAGCCAGGGAAGACCGGUUGCAGGCCAAGGUAUGAAAUUGUUUUAUUUGAAAUCUGUUUUGUCAUAGUCAAACCUCCAUGAUCAGUAGAUAAUUUUAAAGACAACUUGAGUGAGAACCAGAACCAUUAAACUGUCUUUUGAACCUUGCACCUCCUGGGUUAGAGAAUUUGAUAUUUUAUUUACAGACACUUAUAAUCACCAACAUGAUUAAGUUCAUUAUGCUCAUCAUUUGUGUAAAUUAACAAAGCAUUAGAUACUGAAGAUAGAAGACACAUGCUGACUACUUCUGUACUGAGCAAAGGGAAGGAGAAGUGUCUUUAUGUGGGAGGCUAUACAGCUGUAGUUAAAAGUUUGUAUCUUUUUGGCACGUCAGUAGACUUCUAUGUAAGCUUAGUGAAGACUUACAGUGUAUGUUGGCACUGUUUUUUUCUUGAAGUGAUUGUUGCAGUAGUUGUCCUUCUGAAAGCUAUGUACUUUAAAGGUUACUUACACAUGACAAUCUCGUGAAAAUAUUUGACACAUACUCUGUUUGGUCUCUUUGACAAGGACUUUCAAUAGCCAUUCUCCAUUAAAACCUUGGAGGAGUUUUGUGUCAUCACUUUCUAGUUUCGUUUUGCUGUUGUUGCUGUUCUCUGCACUGUAGAAUGCCUUAUUAUGUGACAAGACUCUGUUGUUACUGUUCUCUGCACUCUAGAAUGCCUUAUUGGGUGACAGUACUCUGUUGUUACUGUUCUCUGCACUCUAGAAUGCCCUAUUGCGUGACAGGACUCUGUUGUUGCUGUUCUCUGCACUCUAGAAUGCCUUAUUGUAUGACAGGACUCUGUUGUUGCUGUUCUCUGCACUCUAGAAUGCCUUAUUGUAUGACAAGACUCUGUUGUUGCUGUUCUCUGCACUCUAGAAUGCCUUAUGGCAUGACAGGAUUAUUUGAGUACAAGUGAUACUGCAUGAUCUACUUGUCUUAAUGCUAAGUUUUACAUCUUUCAAAACAACAUAUUUUUAAAUAUCCCCAGUUGUGAGUUAUAUCAAAUGAAAACUUUUAUAUUUUGUACAUUAAUACUAAAAAUGUGGUAUAAGUUUUACAUUUUGUUGCAAAGUUUAAGGGUGCAUUAAAUUAAUAUUUAUAUGUUUAUUGUUAAGUGUUUUACAUGAUUGGUUAAAAUCGAAAAGGGCAUGACAUGCAUUACUUGGUAGUCUUGUGCUAUGUUUUAUUUAAGCCUUCUCACCCUAACAUCAGUAUGCAUUCUCUCUAUACUGUUCUCUAUAUAUUUCGUAAGGUACUAGCAAGAAGAAUUUGUUUAAGAAUCAAGAGGCUCUUUAGUUUGUGAUCAUUUCCUGUCUUCUCUUGACCUUCAUGUUUGAUUCCAUGGUGCUAUUGUAAGGAGAAACUAGAUGCCAGUCACUCUAAUGGGUUGAAGAGUCAAGCAUAAUUGAUUUCCUUCAAUCAUAUCUGUCAAAGAAUUGGCAGAAAGGAUUUUGUUACACAAAAGUAGGAAAAUCUGGUGCUCUGUUCAAGGAGAUUUGCACAUGUUAUUGGCAACCGUCUGUCUCGGAAGACAAUGGAAAUCUGCACCUAAGAAGUAAAAUCACGUCAAGCUGCACCGCCGGCUGUGGCUGUGAAGCCCAAUACGGGAGCCGCAGACCCGCUGGCAUUUUGCGCAGGUAAAGUCAUUUGUGGGGGUUGGUGGGAUGGGGGCAGACUGGAGCCUCUGUCGCCUGCGAGUCCUCUUCACCUCCCACUGGCUCUCCCUCUUCAACUCGGCUUGUUUGACGCCGGCCUUGACAGUCGAUCGCCAGAGUGUACGGUCGGCUCAUCUUUGUCUUGAUGGUCAACAGGGAAUUGUUCCAAACUCUCUUUUCGAGGCGAGCCAUUGCCGUUGCUGCUUUUCCUAUCCGAACAUUGAGCUCAGAGUCCAGGGAUAGGUUGCUAGAGAUACAGGAGCCAAGGUAGGUGAAGUUGUCGACUACCUCUAAGGCGUGCUCGCCAAUGGUGAUGUGUGGGGUGACGCUGACACCUUGGCCCAUGAUGUUAGUCUUUUUCAGGCUGAUGGUUAGGCCAAAGUCAUUACAGGCUUCCGCAAAGCGUGUGAUGAGCCGCUGCAGUGCCUCCUCGGUGUGGGCGGUGAGGGCAGCAUCAUCCGCAAACAACAUUUCCCUGAUGAGAACUCUGCGCACCUUGGUCUUAGCACGGAGGCAGGCAAAGUUGAAGAGGUUCCCGUCGCUCCUGGUGUGGAGGAAGAUGCCAUCUUCAGACUCGCGGAAGGCAUAGCACAAGAGAAGGGAGAAGAACACACCGAAAAGUGUCGGGGCCAGGACACACCCUUGCUUCACGCCGUUCUUGAUUGGAAAGGGGUCUGAGGAUGAUCCGUCAAACUGGACUGUACCGUUCAUGUCAACGUGGAAGGAUGUGAUCAUCUUCAGGAGCUUUGGCGGACACCCAAUUCUUUCCAAAAGGGCAAAGAGACCGUUUCUGCUCACCAGGUCGAAGGCCUUGGUCAGGUCGAUGAAGGCAAGGUAAAGUGGGCGUCUCUGUUCGCGGCACUUCUCUUGAAGCUGUCUGAGGGAGAAUACCAUGUCGAUUGUCGAUCUCUCUGCACGGAACCCGCAUUGCGACUCUGGAGAAUUGCACAUGUAGUUUUGUGCUUUUGUGUAAUUUUGUUUUUUCUUGACUUUGGUUUAAUGUGGAAGAGACUUUCAGAUUUCAAGGGGUUGACAUCUUUUCUCAAUGCAAAGAAGAUCUUUCUGUUAGAAAUUUAGAUGUACAUUUUCUGCUGUACAUUUUCUUGUUGUUUGUAAGAAUAUUUGUCUAAGUAUUUACUGACUCACCUCGAGGCUGGCCAAACUUUGCUAACUUUAAAUUAACAGGUUAUCAAGAUAUUAAAACGAGCCCGGCAACCUGUCAUCACAGAUGUGAGCAUGACCUGGAAACUAGACAAAGGCUGGACUGUGCAGCAGAUCCCCUCGUCUCUUCCUCCGCUUUUCAGUGGAGACAGGCUUGUGGUUUAUGGCGUUCUGAAGGCGUCUGAAAACAAAAAAAGUGGCAGCGGACUGAAUGAAGUGAGACUGAUCAUAUCAUUCAGUUUGCAUCCCCCGCCAUAGAAGACAGCUGGGAUACAGAUGCAAAAACCGGAAGAAGAGUCCUUCUUCAUCGGCUAGCAGCUAAGAAUUCCAUCCAAGAAAAACAGGGUGACGUCAAUGAAUUGGGCGACAGUGGGCCAAGGUCUGAGAAAGCUAAGAGCUAUGUUAUCAGCAUCAGCAAGUCGACCAAUGUGGUAUCAAAGUUGACGUCGUUUGUGGCUGUUGACAAAGACAGCUGUGAGCCUGUAUCUGGACCGCUUCAAAAACAAUUGGCUAAGUAUGCCUCAAUGCCAGUGUUUGGGGGAGGUCAAUUAAAACUACAGUCUGCUAAUAUUCCGUGGGGAGGCGGAUUUUCAUCUGGAACUCCUCUUUUCGCGUUGUCGGCUCAGUCUGCCAAUGUUUGGGGAGGCGGAAUUGCAUUUUCAGCUCCUCCUCCUCCACCUCCUGGAGCGAUAUCCACUCAAUCUGCCAAUGUAUGGGGAAGCGGAAGUGUAUUUGGAGCUCCUCCUCCUCCUUAUCCCCCUUCAGGAGCGGCGUUCGCUCAGUCUGCUGGAGCGGUGUCUGCUCAGUCAAAAGGAUUCUUCUCUUCGCUGUUUGGGGGCUCACUGAAGAAAGGAAAAGGAGAAAAAGCAGCACAUUCCCAUGCAGCUCUAAAAUCAGUAGGUGUAGCGGCACCUGAAGCUAAGGUGGAAGGUGAGAGUGGAAGCUACAAGGCCUUUUAUCCUCCAACAGUUAUACAGAAAGGUUCCUAUAGUGCUCCUCCAGUUUCCGCUCACAACCAGAAAAAGAAAGGUUCUCAAUCUGCCUUGUCAGUUAUUUCAUUACAAAAAGCGUCAGGGUCUUGGGACCUCACAGAUCAGCUGGUGUCCUUGUGUGAUGCAAGUAGAAGUGAUUUGAUCAAAGGAUGUCUAAAGGGGAUUGCAGCUGACACAGCUGAAGGAAAGCGGUUGUGGGCCACCGCCCUGGCUCUGGUGCUGCUGAUGGGAAAAUACCCGGAUCAGAAAGAUGAAUGGGAAAUGAUCGCUGAAAAAGGCAAAAAAUGGCUCAAAAAGAACCUCCCGGGGAGUUUAACUCUGGAUCAAGUGCUAAAGAGUGCAGCAACCGCAGUGGGAGUUUGGGUCAAUACUGGACUGUGACUAGAGAAAUAUUUAACAAUAUUUUAAAUCUUUUUUCACAAUUACCUCAGUGACAUGAAUUUGAUGUAAAACACAGAACCUAAAUCGCUUCAUUACUUUAGCAGCUAAACGUAGGCUGUCCGUUAGUCCAGGUUUGCCUUAGUGCUGACUCAAAUCCCAUCAGAAUAGCAUGAAAAAAAAUAAAGAUAGACUAUGUUUGAUCUGGCCGGACAGUGACGGAAUUUUUCUUGUUAGUAGGCCAAUCAGGCCGAUCAAUUUUGGAUCAGUGGCAAGAUUCCCAGUUAAAUUUUUAUUGGUGAUCGAGAUGACGUUUUUACUAACUUGUUUGAAAAUUAUCUACAGAAACAAAGAGAAUAAUUGGUACCAUGCUUGUUUCUCCCUCCACUUUGUGGUAACUUGCAAAGAAGCGACAAAACGUAAAGGACUAAGAUUACCAAGGGGCCAAGAAACCCACUGGUUUUCUCUCAGUCGUUCGGUCUUUCGUCUCGCACCUUGGACAAUGAAUAAUUCAGCAGGCGUUAUAAUGUAGUUAAAAUACUUUGUCGAGUUUUUGUGAAUUGUUGGAAUUUUUACUCUCAAGUGUUAAAAGAGUUCCGCAAAUAUACCGCAGUUGGCGUGUAAAGUUAUUUUAACGUAAUGCAUGGGCAAACGAAUUAAGGACGAAAAUUUUCACAAUUUUAAAUCAAAUUAAUUGAGUAGCACUGUCAUACAUGUUAUACUUUUAGUGUCCCUCUAAAUAAAUAGGAAGUUAACUAGCGUUAGGUCAUGAAAUAAAGAUCGAAAAGAGAAUAAUGUGCGAAACUUGUAUGCAAACUUGUAUGUAAUGAAAGAUUUUACCCUUUCACUCAAACGAGUGACUGACUUCUAAUUUCUCAUUUCAGUAUCUCUCUUGAAUUGACUGUAAUGGUCAUGAGAAUAUUGGAAAUGAUCACUAAUUUUUUUCAUAACCAUAGAAAAUGUAAAGAGAACAGUAUGGAGAGUAUGAAUUUUAAUGUUAGAAUGUAAAGGGUUAAUUACCAUUCCUGAUCGUUACCUCUGAAGCGAGAAAGUGAUGACCGGCUGGAGCCUGGGAACAGUCACCAGUAAUUUUUGAUAUUUCCUCUAAUGGUGGAUUAAGAAAAGAGCAUUUGAUAAGCUUUUUUUACGCAAUAAUUGAAAUCUUAUGAAAUAGCAUUUAAUUUCUCCCUACAAUAUCGCCCCUGAAUCGCACAUUAAGGUCAUGAGAAUAAAGGAAUUGAUCACCAACUAAAGAAGCUCUUAACUGUUAAACAAAUUUUCCCAAUUAGCAUCUUAGCAAAUACUUAAAUAACAGUACGGGAAUAUGCAUACUGAUAUCAGGGUUUAAAGUUAAGAUUGACUCUUUUAUUACGCAGCUUUCAUUUUUCAUUUUUUUUUUGUUUUUUUUGGUUUGUUUUUUAAGCCAGCCAAUGACCAAAUAGAGAGUGAAAACUAAUCUCGCACUCAUAUCCUACCGUGAAACCACUUGGGCGUGGGAGUCUGGGCACGAGACUAAGUGAGGACAGUAAAGCAAUACACUCGUCUGAUAGGUCCCAGUCCUUCAACCUACAUGCGUAAGAAAGUACCGGCUAAAUGAAUAAUGGUUUAAACUCAACUUUUUUUUUUUUAACAGAUUCCCAAUCAGUUGAACGUCAUCGAUCAAUAAUCCAGUAGAGCUCAGCACACGACAUCUAUUUGCCCGACGCGAAUCUAUUUUUUUAGUUCUACCUGCUGAUUAGUUUUAAUCUUUUGUAUUAUGUAUGUGUCAGUGGCUUCACUGUAAAAUUUUAGGCAAACUGAACACUAUCUUACUUUGAACUUUUAGGUUAUCAAGACUUUAAAGCGAGCCCUUAUGCCUGUCAUCGCAGAUGUGGGCGUGGCCUGGGAGCUAGAAAGCGGCUACACCGUGCACCAGAUCCCCUCAUCUCUCCCACCGCUAUUCAGUGGCGAUAGGCUCGUGGUGUAUGGUGUUCUAAAGGUGUCUGAGAACGCAAAUGAUUGCAACAGCAUUAACGUGGUCAGGCUUCAAGGAGCUGUAGAAAACGGUGGUCAACUGGAUCAUAAGAUUGCGUUCACAACCUCGGCAGUAGAUGACAGCUUGGAUACUGAUAACAAUGAAUCUGACGUAAAUGUAAAUCAUCUUCAUCUUUUAGCAGCCAAAACUACCAUCCAAGAAAAACAAGAUGAGUUUAACGAGUCCAGGGACUACGGGCAAGUGUCUGAGGAAGCAAAGAGCUACAUAAUCAGCAUUAGCAAGUUGGCCAAUGUUGUGUCACAGCUCACCUCCUUUGUAGCCGUUGACAAAGACAGUCGCGAACCUGUUUCUGGACCACUACGUUACCAUAAGUUACACAAGGUUUCAUGGUAUUGUAGCUUGGGUUCUGUUGAUGCUGCGCUGAUGGGUGAAUAUUCAAAACGAUCUUAUAGGGGCAAAACAAAAGGGGGUUUUGGUUGUUUUAGCUUUAAGGGCAAAAAUAGUCGAAAUAAAGCUAGUAAGGGAAAGUCCAAGGUAAAGUCAGAAGGAUUUUUGUCAGCGCUAUUUGGAAGUUUACGAAAGAAAUCGAAGGGAACAGUAGCAUCAGCGGAACCUUCAUCAAAAGGCGCAACAUCAGCUGAACCAUCGUUAAAAGGAGCAGCAUCACUGGAACCAUCAUCAAAAGGCGCAACAUCAACUGAACCUGUGGUCUCUGAUGUUGAAGAACGAUCCGAAGACGAUGACAAUUUAUCUCUCGGCAGGGAAUCGCGUCGCCCGAAUUCUAAAGAUCCUUCAACAAGUAUGUGGAAGAGCUCCCCAUCCCCUCAAAAGAGUCCUCAAUCUGCCUUGACCAUUAUCGGAUUACAGAAAGCGUCAGGGUCUUGGGACCUCACAGAGCAGCUGGUGUCCCUGUGUGGUAUGAGUAGAGAUGAUUUGAUCAAAGGGAGUCCAGAAGAGAUUGCAGCUGAAACAGCUGAAGGAAAGCUGUUGUGGGCUACCGCCCUGGCUCUGGUGCUGCUGAUGGGAAAAUACUCGAAUCAGAAAGAUGAAUGGGAAAUGGUCGCUGAAAAAGGCAAAAAAUGGCUGAAGAAAAAUCUUCCAUCAACUGACACAUUCACUAAAGUGCUAAACAUUGCAGCAGCUGUGGUUGGGGUUCAAGAUAUUCCUGAACUGUGA
Pocillopora meandrina is the source of this 9988-nucleotide messenger RNA. The record is from the annotation of a GenBank genome assembly. NCBI's taxonomy places the organism in Eukaryota, Metazoa, Cnidaria, Anthozoa, Scleractinia, Pocilloporidae.